AGGGAGAUACCGGGAAACAAUCAUCAUCAGGUGAAUACAAUCCCUGGCCGUCGUACCACUACACCGGUAAAUUGCGCCCAUACCCAAGGCCAGAAAGACGACAAGUGCCAAAAGGAAUAAUGCGUCCAGACUAUGCCGAUCAUCCGGAGGGGCUUCCCCUGAGUGAACAGGCGGUGCGUGGCUCGGCGCAGAUAAAGAUUCUGGACGAGGAGGAGAUCGAGGGAAUGAGGGUUGCGUGCAAAUUGGGACGAGAGGUGUUGGACGAAGCAGCCAAGGCAUGCGACGUCGGUGUGACGACAGCUGAACUCGAUAGGAUCGUUCAUGAAGCCUGCCUCGAGAGGGACUGCUACCCAUCGCCGCUCAAUUAUCACCAAUUCCCUGCCAGUUGUUGCACUUCUGUUAACGAAGUUAUUUGCCAUGGAAUACCCGAUAACAGGCCGUUAGAAGAUGGCGAUCUUUGUAAUGUUGACGUGACGGUGUAUCACAAUGGUUUUCACGGUGACUUGAAUGAGACGUUUUUCGUUGGUAACGUGAAACCAGAAAUAAAGAAACUAGUCCAAGUGACCUACGAGUGUCUCUCGAAGGCCAUUGACAUCGUCAGACCAGGGGAGAAGUACAAGGAUAUUGGGAAUAUCAUUCAGAAGCAUGCACAGGCGCAUGGCUUCAGCGUCGUGAGGAGUUACUGUGGCCACGGGAUACACAGACUAUUCCACACUGCCCCCAGUGUUCCUCAUUAUGCCAAAAAUAAAGCAGUUGGCGUGAUGAAACCAGGUCACUGCUUUACAAUCGAGCCAAUGAUCUCUCAAGGUACAUGGAGAGACGAAACAUGGCCAGAUAGUUGGACAGCAGUGACAGCUGAUGGUCAAUGGUCAGCCCAAUUCGAGCAGACUCUCCUUGUCACUGAGACUGGCUGUGACAUUCUCACAAAACGACGCACCAAUGACGGCCGUCCAUGGUUCAUGGAUCGUUCCUAGUGAUUUUCAUGGGAGAUGAAUAUUUUCCAAGGUUUGGGAUCCCAUUAAUGAGGUGAAUCGUCCAGUGUUUGAAUGAAUGAGAUUCCACGAUAACUCAAAUUUUGGAUGAUCUCAUUGCACAACUCGCCCAUUACGGUGAGUUAACCGUCAUAUUACGGCAAGUGGUUUGAACACUGAAUGAUUCACAUUAUAUCGUGAAAAAAAAAACCCCUUAUUUUUCAUCCCCUGGAUACAAAUCGCAUUUUUGAUAUGAUGAACUGAAAAUCAAGCCGAAUAAACGCAUGAAUCUCUCAUCAAUCACGAAGAUCAGAUGUGUGCCUUCUAGCACGCAUUAUCUUCGAUUCUUCCUUCACCGAUUAAUGAAAUUCGUGUACAUAUAUUGAACCCACAACUCGUUAAAUUGACCAUUUAAUCAAAUAAACGUCCUUCUAAUCAACA
Messenger RNA from Diachasma alloeum, 1412 nucleotides. Its product is annotated as methionine aminopeptidase 1. Lineage: Eukaryota; Metazoa; Arthropoda; Insecta; Hymenoptera; Braconidae. The record is from RefSeq and is a predicted model, not a curated record. Gene Ontology annotation, biological process: proteolysis. Gene Ontology annotation, molecular function: metalloaminopeptidase activity.